GCGCCUCAGCCCAACAGCCAAGACUUUUUCUCGUGUUUGUGAAGCCACAAUGCUAGCAUUAUUCCCAGGACCAUGCAUAUCCGCUGUCGAUGGCCACGAUUCGUCAAUGGCUCAAGCCGCGUUUUCAGCUGGCAUGGUUCGGUGCAAAAGAAGCGAUCCUUUUCUGUACAAGUUCUGAUGCGCUAUGAAAUUGAAAGGAUGUAUGCCGACGGGGCUGUAAGAAUAAAAAGUCGAGAUGCGCCGUGUGGCUGCGGGGAGCUUUUCUGUUAAUUCCUCUCUCCAUUCCUUGUAACAAGACGGCUAAGCUUUAUUUUCUUUCAAGUAUAUUAUUGACUCUAUAAUCCACGUCGCGUGGUUUUACAUCAUUCAUCAUGAAGGUCGCAUACGUUCUCGAGUUUGCUCUCCUUUCCGCAGGUCUUGUAGCGGCCAACAAGAAGAAGACUCUCAUCCACCCAGAGGUCCGUCGGGCUGCUGCGCUGUUCUCCAGACAGACCGAUUUCUGUGAUAACGGCACUACUUGCGCUGAUUGCUUCGGCGAGGGCAACAUCCCAUGCCAGACGUACUACUGCUACAACCCCGAUGCUGGCGAGCAAUGUUGCUCUGACGGAACCUUCUGCGUGGGAGACGCAAGCUGUUGCGACGGUGGUCUCGGCUCACCAGAGACCGACGUCUCGUCACCUACCCCUACUUCGGAGUCGUCUCCAUCCAGCACCGUAUCUUCGCCUCCGUCGCAAUCCUCCGACUGGACCUGCGACGAGAGCGAUACCAACGAGGAAUGCUGCCAAAAGGGUGACCCAUCCUACGCCUACUGCCCUGGCGCCGACACGAGCUUCCAAAUCCUGUGCUACGCUCCCGCCGAUGGUGAAGUCUGCUGCAACGACGGUACUUCAUGCACAGGGGGUUCCGACUGCUGUGGUAGCGCCGGAGUGAACACCUCGCCGGCUGAUAAUCCCCAAGCCACUUCGCGCGUCGUUAGCGGCCAGUCCGGCGUCAGCUUGAACACUGGACGUCCUACCUCUUCCAGACAGACCGGAGGUGCUGGCGGUGCCCGAACCACUGGCAACGAACCUGCUCCCUCGUCCACCAACGCGGCCAAUACAAAGGGUGCCAUUGAGGGUGUCGCAGCAAUUGCUGUGGGAGCUAUUGGUCUUGCUUUGCUAUAGGAUGUCGUUGACAUGGUCGCUGUAGUAUGAGGUAUAUGUUUCGACAAGGGCAUCUCGAGGAAUGGCGUAUGUUGACAAAAAAUUGAUACCACGAAGCUGUCGAAUAGUAAUUCUAUAAUGUUUAACAUAA
Molecule: messenger RNA, 1293 nt
Organism: Pseudovirgaria hyperparasitica
Lineage: Eukaryota; Fungi; Ascomycota; Dothideomycetes; Acrospermales; Acrospermaceae
Exons: 3
Coding region: 372-1163 (263 amino acids)
Source: RefSeq, a predicted model, not a curated record